Molecule: messenger RNA, 599 nt
Organism: Helianthus annuus (common sunflower)
Lineage: Eukaryota; Viridiplantae; Streptophyta; Magnoliopsida; Asterales; Asteraceae
Product: UPF0057 membrane protein At2g24040
Exons: 2
Coding region: 153-368 (71 amino acids)
Cellular component (GO): membrane
Source: RefSeq, a predicted model, not a curated record
CAAGGGACCCUAGUUUUGCUGUUAGAUGUGUGGCCAUCCAUUACCUCACACGUAUUUUCUGACAAUAUCCUCAAUUUUCUCAUUUUUCAGAACCCAAAAACUCAUCAACUCCCCUUCUUUAACCCAAAAAUCCCCAAUUUUUUCACACAAAAAUGUCAUCAGGAUGUCUUCUCCUCUGCGAGAUCAUACUCUCGAUCUUGCUACCCCCUCUGGGUGUCUGUCUCCGCUACGGUUGCUGCACGGUUGAGUUCUUCAUAUGUUUGGUGUUGACUAUUCUGGGUUAUCUUCCUGGGAUUAUUUAUGCUCUCUAUGCUAUCAUUUGCGUCAACCCAGAUCGUGACGCUGACCGAUAUGAGAGGCUUGCUUAAGAAGUGUGGUUGAUUACUUGUGGAUCUUGUAUUUGAUUUGUGGUUGUUUUACUAUGUGAUCUGUUUUGUGUUGGGUCGGGUUGUGUUGUGUUGGUGUUGAUGUUGGUGUUUGGUAUAGUGAUGUUUAUGUGUUUAUUUGUGAACAGUUUGAUGUUUAUGUUGUUGGUUACUAGUGUGAUGUGAUAUGUUACAAGUGUUUUGAAUGUGUUGUGUGAUUUGGGUGUUUUGGUU